Molecule: messenger RNA, 1456 nt
Organism: Nicotiana tabacum (common tobacco)
Lineage: Eukaryota; Viridiplantae; Streptophyta; Magnoliopsida; Solanales; Solanaceae
Product: pectinesterase 1-like
Biological process (GO): pectin catabolic process; cell wall modification
Molecular function (GO): pectinesterase activity
Source: RefSeq, a predicted model, not a curated record
UCCAUUUCCAUUCAAGAAAUUUAAAAAACCAAAAAAACAAAAUAACAAACAAAAUGGCCGGAAAAAACACCAUAUUUGCUGUGGAAGCAAUUGUUAUAACUAUUGUCCUUUUCAUCCCUAGAGUCUUUUCAGAUGAUUCUGUUCCUAUACCAGCUGAUAAAUCACAAAUAAAUAGUUGGUUUGAAACCAAUGUUAAGCCUUUAGAUGCAAGAAAAGACACUUUGGACCCUGCCCUUGUAGCUGCCGAGGCUAAUAAAACUACCAUUAAGGUAAGGGCAGAUGGAAGUGGUGAAUUCAAGACUCUGACGGAUGCCAUAAACAGCAUUCCUCAAGGGAAUAAAAGACGAGUUAUUAUUUCGAUUGGAGGUGGAAAUUACACAGAGAAAGUUAAGAUUGAGAGGUAUAAGCCUUUCAUUACAUUAUAUGGAGACCCUAAGAAUGUACCAAAUAUAAUCUUUAAUGGAACAGCAAAAGAUUAUGGUACAGUUGAUAGUGCCACCGUCGUCGUUGAAUCUGAAUACUUCACCGCUGUUAAUAUCAACUUUGUGAAUUCUGCACCAAGACCAGAUGGGAAAAGGGAAUUAGCUCAAGCAGCAGCAUUAAGGACAGGAGGAGAUAAAGCUUCAUUAUAUAACUGUAAAAUGUAUGGAUUUCAAGACACCUUUUGUGAUGACAGUGGGAAGCAUUUCUUUAAAGAUUGCUACAUUGAAGGCACUGUUGAUUUCAUCUUUGGCAAUGGAAAAUCCUUAUAUCUGAACACAGAGAUGCAUGUAAUUCCAGGGGAUCCAAUGGCAAUGAUCACAGCACAUGCAAGGGGAGCAGGCAAUGUUGACAGUGGAUAUUCAUUUGUUCAUUGUAUAAUAACUGGAACAGGAAAUACAGCAUUUUUGGGAAGAGCAUGGAAGCCUUUUGCUAAGGUUGUUUACUCUUACACUGAUAUGAGUGACGUUGUUCACCCUGAAGGUUGGUCUGAUAACGGCAAAAGUGAUUAUGACAGGUCGGUGUUUUAUGGAGAAUACAACUGCAAAGGAGCAGGUGCAACUAUGGAACGUAGGGUGGGAUAUGUGAGGAAAUUAACUGAUGCAGAAGCAAAGCCUUUUAUCACACUUGGCUAUAUUGAAGGCUCCAAAUGGCUGCUUCCUCCUGUGGCACUGUAGGUAAUAGGGGCGAAAAAGGACAGAAUGGUCCUAGCAAUUUUGACUUUUGUUUUUAUUUCCUUAAUUUCUCACUUUUGAAUGUAGCCCAUCCCAACUAAUAUGGGAUUGAGGCAUUGUUGUUGUUUUCAAUUUUGGGUAGCCGAUUUCAACUAGUUUGAGAUUGAAAUUUAAUUGUUGUUCCCACUUGGACAGUCAAGGUUUAGAAAUAAAGAUAAAGUGUAGAUGUUUCACAAUUAAUCGUUCUUCUCGUUGUAUUAGUCGGGUAUCAUUAGCGGCGGAGCUAGCAUAAGAUUUGUGAU